GGCCUUGCUUUUGGAGUUUUUUGACAACGGGAGGAAGCUGAGCUGAACACAAUGGCCAUUUCUGUUCAGUGAAAAGGACAACAUUAUGGGAGGCGGAGGCAAAGGGAAGGGCAAGGGCAAGCGGAAAGGCAAGAAGGGCAAGAAGGGCAAGAAGGCCGCAGCCGAGGUGGACAUCCUGAGUCCGGCCGCCAUGCUCAACCUCUACUACAUCGCCCACAACGCAGCCGCCGGCCUCGAAUUCCGCGGCUUCCCCUGGCCGGACUCACCCAAAAGGAAGAAGGGCAAGAAGCGCAAGUAACGGGCAGGACGAGGAGGAGGAAGAAGACUUUCGGGGGGUAAACAAACAAACAAACAAAUACAAACAACUUCGGGUUUCUCACUUUGCCAAAAAUCAACGAGGGGGAGAAGAUAGUGUUGUCGAGGAAGUAAAGGUUUGCAUCUGAGGGAAAGG
Messenger RNA from Anolis sagrei ordinatus, 451 nucleotides. The record is from RefSeq and is a predicted model, not a curated record. Lineage: Eukaryota; Metazoa; Chordata; Lepidosauria; Squamata; Anolidae.